CCCCCUUUUGAACCGGAGAUGGGGGAAUCUCCAGAUCAGGACAUUGAGAUCCUCAUUAAGGAGAUGGACUACAUCCCGGGCCACUUCCACCUGGAACUGAAUUUGAACUCCGAGCUGGAGCAACCGGAGCGGCUGCGGCGGAGGGACGGGCAGCUGAAGCGGGAGAGCCUGAGGCAGGAGAUGCCGCAUCCAGCCCAGCGCUUCGCCCAUCGCAACCUGCUCGGCGUCUUCGCUUUCCACCUGGACGAGUACCAAGCGGCCGAGGAGCUCUUCUCCAGCGUUUGCCAAGAGGAACCGGGCAAUCUCAAUGCUUGGGCCAACCUGGCCUACGUGUAUGACCGGCUGGAGAGGGAAGGGCUGGCGGCCAGCUGCGUGGAGCGGCUGUCUCGGCUUAUGGGGCUGAAGCGGGGCGAAGAGGGCGAAGAGGGCGAGGACUCCGAGUCCUUGCUCCCGCUCCGCGCCGCCCGCUGCAUAGCCGAACACGCCUUCGCCAGCGCGUUCGACGUGGGACUGCAGAGCGAGGAAGAUCACGCCUGCAAAUUGCGCACAGCCAUCAGGCUCUACGACAAAGCUUUGACAUACGGCAGGGACCAGAUACCCUCAGAGGAAAAAAGGAGUUGGUAUUUCACAAUGGCCACCAUGUACAUUAGACUGGAUGGAAUGUUAAUGAACAAGGAAACACCUGCUCAGAGACGCCUGCUGCCUUUCAGUAGAGCUUUGGUGUUACUGCGGGAAGUGCUCGAGUCUGACAGUGCUGAAUAUCGAGCUCUUGCUUGGUGCUACCUGGGAAUGAUGUUGAAGCAGGAGGACUCGUUCCCUGUGACUCCAAUGGCAAUCCAUGAUUGUGGCUUUUCUGGGACUGAUCCGCUCAGCUGUUAUGGACAGGCUAUUGAAACAGCAAAAACAGAUCCACUUACUUUGAACCGGCUUGCCAAAGUUUUUCAUUUCCUUGGGAAACAGGACAUGGCAAUUGGGAUCUGUAACAUGAGCCUCAAUAUUGUUCCAGACCCAAAAUCUAACUGGCAAGCUUACAGCACUAGAGCGAAGGUGUCUAUAAAACAAUAUAUUCAUGACCUCGAGCGUGUUAAGAUGGGUCAGAGUGGUGUGCCAAACAGACAGCUGCUAUCCAGAGCAAAAACUGAUUUGGAUUUAAUAUUGCUUGUCUGCCCCUGUCUGAAAAUUUACCUGGAUAUGGGACAGGUAUAUUACUACAUGGGUGUCGAUGCCGUGCAGGAACUCCAGCCUGUGGAUGAAAAUGCUCUAAACAGUGCCUUAAUGUUUUUUGCUAAAGCAAUGGAAUAUGACCUUGGAGACACUCUGCCUGAGAUCCACUUCCUGAGAGGAAAAUGCUUACAGGUCAAAGAAUUAUCUAUCAGAUUUCUAAUGGAGGUGGCAAUAUAUUCUUCAGUGGGAUUGUUCAAGAACCUCGCCCGUGGUUUCCUGUAUUCGCAGAGGUCGCAUUUUCACCAAUGCAGGUCAAAACGCCUACUGUUAUCUCGCCUCUUUCAGCCUUUGAACCUGCAAGAGGACAGAAUGGUUGGAGUUGGUCGGUCAGGUGAGCUCACUUGCAAGAGCCAGCGACUGAUGCUUCAGGCAGGCCUCAUCCAGCCAGCGAACCCGGGCUGCUUUCACUAUCUGCCGUAUACAGUCCGUGCCAUGGAGAAACUUAUCAGCCUGAUCGAUGAGGAAAUGCAGUCCAUUGGGGGCCAGAAAGUGAACAUGCCCAGCCUCACCUCUGCGAACCUGUGGAAGGCCAGUGGACGCUGGGACCUCCUGGGGAAGGAACUAUUCAGACUAAAGGACAGGCACAACAUGGACUAUUGCUUAAGUCCGACACAUGAGGAAGCUGUGACUGAGCUUGUGGCCACGCAGGGGAACCUUUCAUACAAACAACUGCCACUGCUGCUAUACCAAGUGACAAGGAAGUUCCGAGAUGAGCCUAAGCCGCGUUUUGGUUUGCUCCGAGGAAGGGAGUUCUAUAUGAAAGACAUGUACACGUUUGACGUCUCAGAGGGAGCGGCCAAGGAAACUUACGAACUUGUGUCUGGUGCUUAUGGGCGCAUAUUUGAUCGGUUGGGUUUGCAGUUCGUGAAGGUACAGGCAGACACUGGCAGUAUUGGUGGUAAGCUGUCACACGAGUUUCAGCUGCCAGCAGAGAUUGGGGAAGAUCGCCUUCUGAUGUGCUCAGACUGCCAUUUUGCGGCGAAUGUGGAAACAAUGAAGAUGGUAGAAUCAAAGUGCCCACAGUGCGAUGGUAAACUGAUAGAAAGCAGAGGCAUUGAGGUGGGACACACCUUUUACCUUGGGACCAAGUAUUCACAGGUGUUUGGUGCUUCAUAUUCUAACACUGAGAACAAGCCCAUCCUGUCAGAGAUGGGCUGCUUUGGUCUUGGGAUCACACGCAUACUGGCUGCAGCAAUAGAGGUUUUGUCCACUGAAAAUGACAUUCGGUGGCCCGAUCUCCUGGCCCCUUAUCAGGUUUGUCUCAUUUCCCCUAAGAAAGGCAGCAAGGAGGAGCUGAAUUUGCACCAGUUAGAGUCGCUUUAUGAGAAUCUGAUGGACGUUGUCCCCCAACUUCGUGGAGAGGUACUGUUGGAUGACCGCAGUCACUUGACCAUUGGCAGGAGAUUGAAAGAUGCCAGCCGCCUGGGUUAUCCAUAUGUUGUCAUUGCAGGGAAGAGGAUUUUGGAAGACCCUGCUGUUUUUGAGGUUAACUGCCAAAAUAAUGGAACGACAGUGUUUCUCACACAAGAAGGUGUGUUGGAUUUUCUGAAAAAUGUGCAAGUGGCUUAAUGUUUUAAAUUAAUCUUAAGUCAAACAUACAGGUGAAAAGGUCCUGAUUUUCUACACUGAAUCCUUGUAACCCUGUCUUUUUGUAAUAUGCAGAAAACAAUCAUGUAAAAUACACCAAUAUAUCAGGUAGAAUUAGAUGUAGAUAGAGAAUAAACAAAAUGUUUUCAUUUGAUUACAUCCCUCUCACUGAGAAUCAAUGUAUUAUGCUGGGAAUUCCAGUACAGCUAUUGAAACUUCUGGUUAAGAUGGCAGUACCAAACGCAUGCGGUGGCUCGCUGGUAGUUAAAAAGUUAAGAAAUUGGACUAAAAACGUCUGCAGAAUUGUUGCAGAUGAAGUUCCAAUGCCCGUACAACGGGCCUGGGUGUGAGGUUGGAUCACUCUGGGCGUCGAGCUGACUUGAAGAGCGUGAGAGCGGCUUUGGGCUGGGCGGUGAAACCUGGGCCCAGGGUAAGUCGCUGGGCAGCGUGUUUCAGGCCCUGAGUCCUUCACAGUAGCUGGGUCCUAGUGUGAGGUACGGACCACUGUUUAGACAGUUUAAAUACCGGCCCAGAUCGGAGGUGAGAUCCAAUGUUUCUCUCUGUCUCUCUGUCCGCAAUGUUCACUACUCUCUUCAAGGCGCAUAAGCCUUUCGCUGUUCAGUUCUUUUAAACGCCAGCCCAGAAAGACUGAAAAGAUGGGGUGUCCGGAUCCAAGGCGAGAGCCGAUUUUGCUCCUUCUCCAAGUUGAUCACUCCUCUCUCCAGGGCGUUGAGGCUAUGAAGACUGCCCUGGCUGCUGUGCUCCGUGCCUGCUAAUAAAUGAGGCUUUGGGCGUACUUCAGGGUUCGGAUCUGACGGUUCAGAACGUUGUAGUUGGCUUCAAUUGUUUGCAUGGUUUUGUUGUUUUUUUUUCUUUUUCUUGCGCAUCGGGUGCUGGUCUUUUAUUUUUUAUUCUUUUUGUGGCUACCUGUGAG
Molecule: messenger RNA, 3745 nt
Organism: Mobula hypostoma (lesser devil ray)
Lineage: Eukaryota; Metazoa; Chordata; Chondrichthyes; Myliobatiformes; Myliobatidae
Gene: pars2
Product: prolyl-tRNA synthetase 2, mitochondrial
Exons: 8
Coding region: 19-2793 (924 amino acids)
Biological process (GO): prolyl-tRNA aminoacylation
Cellular component (GO): cytoplasm; mitochondrion
Molecular function (GO): proline-tRNA ligase activity; ATP binding; protein binding
Source: RefSeq, a predicted model, not a curated record